AUGCCUGCCUCACGAAAGCAGCAGCACACAUUCAGUGAAGCCACUGGAUUGAAUCCUUACCCCAGAUCUCUGACUUUAACAGCCGGAUUGAACAGACCUCAGAUAUCACUGAACCCCUUCCCCGGAUUCUUGAACCUGCCAGGACCAUCAUCAGUCCAGGCGAGAACCACUGUGUCUUCCAUCGGACCCUUCACAGUAUUACCCGAUCCUGAUCCCAUCUUAGUAGACCAAGACGAAGAAAUUCCUGACACACCAGAAACCCAACCCAGAUAUAGAGCUAGAUAUGAAGCUCCUCCACCAGACCCUGAAGAAGAACCAUCAGACAAAGAAGAUUCUGACGACGACAUGCCUAAACAUGUAGAAAAGAAAAUUGGCACUCCCCCUGACUUCAAUGGAGAAAGAGACACCUCCUCCAGAUUUAUCUGA
This is a messenger RNA of Suillus plorans, 426 nucleotides long. RefSeq lists its product as uncharacterized. The record is from RefSeq and is a predicted model, not a curated record. Bases 1 to 426 code for a protein of 141 amino acids. The transcript has a single exon. Lineage: Eukaryota; Fungi; Basidiomycota; Agaricomycetes; Boletales; Suillaceae.